CCUCGCUCGGCUGGUGUUGACGCCAUCAGUUGCAACACCUGUAUAGUGCAGUUGUCUUGGUGAACCCUAAGGUCUCCCUUACGCUUGAAUUCAACCUCUACAACCUCAACAAUUUCCUCUGUCGCCUUCGUUGCGUGUUAGGACUCAGCCAGGCGGCCUGAGUCGACCACCGACGAAGGACCUCAGACCGAAGCGAUGUUGCACAUCAACACUCCGACGGCGGUGCAGGCUGUUGGACCAAUAUGAGGCCCCCAAGGUCGAAAGCCGGCGCCUGCACCCGGCCUAGAUCCCUCAGCAUCUGGCGCCGAGGACAGUGAGGGACCAAGCGCAAGCCUCCUGGCGACUAGGCCAGGGUCAGCCACGCGUUUCAAGCUGUUUCCGAGACGAGACUCGAGUGCUCCUGGGCGUCAUGAACAUUGGACGAACGAAGCCAUAUAUGCUCGAUCGUCCCCAAACUCGAUGACUGCGCCCCAGAAUCUGGAAAACACCAGCUGUCUUGAUCUCCCGGCCGUGUCGGCGUCGACAACGACAGUCUUCGCUAGCAUAUUCUCCCUCCGCCAUCGCUUGAUACAUCACCUGCCAAUAUGGAUCAUCUCACGCCAAACACAUCGGAAGCCGCCAGCUUCGCAAAGCAGGACCACCACCACCUCAGACCAAAGCCGCAGACGAGACUGUCCACCCGCAACAAGGUCGUCAUAUGCUCAAUCCUGUUCGUCUCAUGGGCCCUGAUCUUCAUCAGCUUCUCCGGCAGCGCAAACCCGCCACUCCUGGAACCCUCCACCCGCAGAAACCUCCCGGUGCGCCACUUCGCGUGCGGCGAGGCCUUCUUCCCCUCCCCGGAGGCGUGCGGCAUGGGCGGCGAGAGGUGCGUGCCCGACACGAGCGGGGUGUUCGAGUCCAAGACGAUGGGCUUCCGCUGCCCGGCCAACUGCGUGCGGGACGCGCCCCGCGGCGGCGCGCCGCACCUCGCCGGCGACCAGGACGUCACGGCGCGGCCCGUCGUCAUCGGCGGGCCCAUCUACCGCGGCGACUCGGAGAUGUGCGCCGCGGCCGUGCACGCCGGCGUGCUGGAGGACUCCAGGGGCGGCUGCGGCGUGGUCAAGCGCACGGGGCAGACCAACUCGUUCGCGGGCACCGACAUGUACGGCGUCGCGUCGCUGUCUGUCAAGACGUACUUCCCGCUCGCGUUCAACUUCCCCACCACCAACGAGGAGGUCCUCGGCGCGUGCCCCGAGGUCAACGACCGCAGCUGGGCCCUGCCGUGGGUCACGGUUGGGCACACGGUCUUGUUCUUCCAGAUCACGCCUUCGGCGGGUGCCAGGGCUGUCUGGAUCGCCUCGGUCGCUUCGGCCCAUCUGUUCCGGUGGAGGUCCAGCUCGGAGCCGGCAGAGGUGGUGGCGGCGCCUGUCGAGAAGGCGGUCUCGGACUCGGCACCUAUACCGACCAUGUUGGAGCCUGAGGUCUACGGGCAGACCCUCGAUAAUUCUGUUUCCAACAUCACAUUCAAGUGGGCCACGCCUCACCCUGGGGUGGAAGGCAUCAGUAUGCUGGUGGAUGACGUGGAGCGGGACCGUGUGUAUUUCGGCGAUGCGCAUGGGAAGGACAGCUUCUUUUGGAAGAGGGGGCCUCAGGCUUUUGUGGAUUAUAUUCGGUUCGGCUAUGUCAUGGACGGGGCGGUCUUGAAGUAUUCUCCCGCGGGGACGUGGCUGCUCGAUGAUACCUGGACUGGCAUCCCAGCAAAAGCUGCGGCUUCAUAG
Diaporthe batatas is the source of this 1757-nucleotide messenger RNA. RefSeq lists its product as uncharacterized. Bases 585 to 1757 code for a protein of 390 amino acids. NCBI's taxonomy places the organism in Eukaryota, Fungi, Ascomycota, Sordariomycetes, Diaporthales, Diaporthaceae. The transcript has a single exon. The record is from RefSeq and is a predicted model, not a curated record.